AUGGCCGAUGCUGAUUUACCAUUAGGGGAGGUUGUUCCAAAUUGGACGGCACGAGCUCAUCCACUUGCUGACUCUCAAUACCAUAAGCUUAAAGGCCAAUACUGUCGUCUGGAAGUAUUCAAUUCCAAAACUGAUGAGAAAGUUUUUCAGCAAUUGUUCGAUGCAUUCAAACCAGUCGAAGACCGGCAUUUUACAUAUUUAAAAUAUGGUCCAUUCAAAACAGUUGAUGAAUUCAAAGAGUUCGUUCACAAUAAAGAACAACCGAGUAGCAAUACUACUAUGUAUGCGAUCUUCGUGAAUGAUGUUGCAGUUGGAUUUAUCACCUAUUUGAGAAUUGAUACAGAUCAAGGUACAAUCGAAAUCGGACAUGUUAAUUUCGGUCCGCAGUUAGUGAGAACACGAGCAGCAACCGAAGUUGUUUUUCUGCUAUUAGAAUACGCAUUCGAUACACUUCGUUAUCGACGUGUUGAAUGGAAAACCAAUGCUUUGAACAGUAAGUCACGACGAGCUGCUAGACGAUUCGGUUUUCAAUAUGAAGGUACGUGGUUGAAAGCAGAAGUUGCUAAAGGUCGAUCAAGAGAUAAUUCCUGGUAUAGUAUUAUUGACGAUGAAUGGGCACUUGUCAAACAAGAAUUUCAACGAUGGUUGAAGGCAGAUAAUUUUGACCAAAAUGGUCAACAAUUAACGAAGUUAAAUGCAAAGCAAGCUAGUCCACGUCAAUGUAAGAUUACCGAUGCUGAUCAAGAGAAAUAUGAUUAA
Adineta ricciae is the source of this 759-nucleotide messenger RNA. Lineage: Eukaryota; Metazoa; Rotifera; Eurotatoria; Adinetida; Adinetidae. The record is from the annotation of a GenBank genome assembly.